Messenger RNA from Pelagomonas calceolata, 1674 nucleotides. The record is from the annotation of a GenBank genome assembly. Lineage: Eukaryota; Pelagophyceae; Pelagomonadales; Pelagomonadaceae.
CCCAGGCAUAUUUUUUGUCUCGCAUGCUUUCUUUCACUGUGCGCGCUGCAUGCAGUGCUUGGUUUUUUUUUAAGCUGCCAACAGCCUAGUAGCAGCAAGAAACUCGGCUGCACAGCCUGCAGCACGUCUAGCAGCAGCAAUAUACACUGAUGCGCCGCACCAGCGGCCGCAACCGGCGCCGGCCACGGCUGCAGAGUUGCGUGCUCUGCUGCGCGCUCUCUGCGACGGGCCUGCUCGCGCUCGUGCAUCUCGCGGCGCUACGGGCAAUGCACGAGAAACCGGCGGUGCCGGAGGCACCAUACGUUCUCGCCGCGGGCGAGACCGAGGUCCACGUCGUCUUCAGCACCGACUGCUCGCCGUACCAGCACUGGCAGUCGAUCAACGUCUGGUACUCGGCGCGGGCGGUAGGGCAGCGCGGGCCGGUGACGCGCAUCGCGAGCGGCUGCGCCGCGGAGGAGGCGCGCAAAGUCGCGGCGGAGUGGCUCGAGAUCGACCCCACGGGCACGUUUCGCGCCCACUUUGCUCCCGCGGGCGCUCUUCGCGGCGGCACGUACAAGUAUUCCAACAAGCCGUCUGGCCUGUAUCACUGGCUCACGACGGCCCGCCCGCCGCCCUUCGUGGACCCGUCCCGCGGGAUCGUCGUGUUGAUCGAUCCCGACCAGAUGCUGCUGCGGCCGAUCACCGCGGCGCUGGGAGCGGGCCUGCGGCCGUCGCCGCGCAAGGGCGAACUCGUGGACGCCGACGGCGUCCCGCGCGUCCUCGGCCACAACUUGGACGGGAUCGCGGAGCGCGUCGCGCCCGGCGUCGCCGCCGGCCAGGAGUAUGGGCUAGGCGGCGCCUGGGGGGAUGCUGGGAAGCCCACCGCGGGCAAGUCGUGGCGCAGCUUCGACCGCGGUCGAGUUUGCGGCGACGGCCCCUGUUCCCGCACGACGGUCCGCGAGGCGGCGCAGUCCUACGCCGUCGGCCCGCCCUACGUGAUCCACGCGCGCGACGCGGUGCCGCUCGCGAAGGCGUGGCUGCGGGCCGUGCCCGACGUGCACGCGCAGUAUCCGUACUUGUUGGCCGAGAUGUAUGGUUACAGCAUGGCUGCGGCGAACUUGUCGUUGCCGCACGCCCAGGUCCACCACCUCAUGGUAUCGAACGCCCAGGCCGGCGGCGAGGGCUGGGAUUGGGUCGACAGCGUACCGCGGGAGCAGAUCUGCGGCGGCGCCGCGGACAGUACGCCGCCGCUGGCGACGCGCUUCGAUCCGUCGCUGCCCUUCUCGAACGAUAUCCACCCGCCGGGUCCGGCGGCGCCCGCUGUGGUGCACUUCUGCCAGCGGUACCCGGCGGGUGGUCAGAAGUUCGGCAAGCAUUCCGUGCCGCACAACGCCUUCUCGUGUGAUGGAGGCGUCUUCGCCUUCGACGCCGGCAAGGCGGCCGCCGCGGCUAUCGGUGCCGGGAGCCGGGAAGCCGUCCGCAACGCGUACGUCCUCUGCAACGUCCUGCCGCGGCUGCAAGCGGCGCAGCUCGCCUACAAGCGGGACGUCUGCCCGAAGCGCGGCCUGACGACGUGGAACGAGGCGCGGACGAUGCAUGCGUAGUGCUGGCUCCAAAGCGGCGCAGCUCGCCUACAAGCGUGCCCGAAGCGCGGACGAUGAAGGCCUAGUAGUAGUGUGUAAGCUUUGUGAUAGA